This is a messenger RNA of Eimeria acervulina, 402 nucleotides long. RefSeq lists its product as hypothetical. The annotation marks the transcript as partial. The transcript has a single exon. The record is from RefSeq and is a predicted model, not a curated record. Lineage: Eukaryota; Apicomplexa; Conoidasida; Eucoccidiorida; Eimeriidae.
AUGGAUUUCGCUAAGCGAUGCAAAGCAUCCUUAUCUUCUCCAAGAGGCACAGCAGCAACAGCAGCAGAAGCAGCAGCAGCAGUAGAUGUAGGAGCAGCAGCAGAUCUAGCAGCAACUUCAGAUCUAGCAGCAUCACCUACAUCCUAUUCAUUAGAAUCUCUAAUGACAGCAGCAGCACCAUCAACAGUUUCAGCAGCACCAUCAACAGUUUCAGCAGCACCAUCAACAGUUGCAGCAGCAGGAGAACCAGCAGCAGCAGGAGAACCAGCAGCAGCAGGAGAAGCAGCAGCAGCAGAAGAUGAGCAUAUCUACGAAACUAUACCGCCAGCAGUUGAAACUGCUGCUCCUUCUUUGCUGCAUUUGUCUGACGCAAGCAAAAUGCAAUUUAAAAGAAAAACAAAG